Molecule: messenger RNA, 993 nt
Organism: Sardina pilchardus (European sardine)
Lineage: Eukaryota; Metazoa; Chordata; Actinopteri; Clupeiformes; Clupeidae
Gene: kctd14
Product: potassium channel tetramerization domain containing 14
Exons: 2
Coding region: 68-802 (244 amino acids)
Biological process (GO): protein homooligomerization
Molecular function (GO): protein binding
Source: RefSeq, a predicted model, not a curated record
AAGAAGUAGGCCUACUGAAGGAAGCAGGUGAGUUCUACAAACACUCAGUGGAACUUACGCUGCGGAAAUGAGCCUUCCCGACCUAAAAUCUCCUCACAUAAAACUUAGGCCGUCGUCUCCUGGUGUGCAGUUGCCAUCAGUUGUACAACUGAACAUUGGAGGCCAUGUAUACAGCACCACCGUUGGUACCCUUAGGAAGAUCCCAAAUUCCAAACUGUAUGAAAUGUUCAGUGGUCCCUCCAAGCCUAAGACCGAUGCAGAGGGACGAUACUUCAUUGACCGGGAUGGCACAUAUUUCGGACUAAUCCUUGAAUACCUGCGAACCCAAGCUGUGCCCACCCGUCACGUGCAAGAGGUACGUCGUGAGGCCGUCUUCUAUGAGCUGAAGCCUCUGGUCAAGGUGCUGGACGAGACGCCGCAGCUCUUUGGUGAGGCUGUGGGGAGGCAGCAGUUCCUGUCCCGGGUCCCCAACUACCAAGAGAAUCUGGAGAUCAUCAUCCGAGUGGCUCGGGCUGAAGCCAUCGCUGCUCGCUACUCCACCAUUAUGGUGUGUGUGCUGAGGUCUGAGGAGGACCUGUCACGGUACAGAGAUGCCAUGAGCAGCCUGAACACAGAAAAAGAGUCGGUGGUGACCUUCGGGCCCUGGAAGGCCCCGGCCUCCGUUGAGGACCUGUUGGACUGCAUCAAAAUGGACAUUGAGGCCAAAGGUUAUAGAGUAUCAUUUGAGCCUCACAACACUGACAAAGGUUUCCUAUUCAAGAGCUACGACUAUUUUUACAAGCUGAAUUUCAAGUGGUGGUGAAUGGUGAUUCAGCUCUGCUGACAGUAGUUAACAGCUACAUGGCCAUGAGCUCUGAAUGGUUACUUUAAUGUUACGUUGAGACUAGGUCAAUACAUGAAGUGUGUCAGCUUAGAGAUUAUACUUUGUUAUUACAUCUUUAAACUAACUGUUCAUUUUAAAACUAUUUUUCAAUAACAACCUCUUUGUUUUAA